CACGCCACCAACCCGCGCGCGCGGUCGGUCGCGUUCGGCUAAUCGGCGCGCUGUGACUCAGACGGCGCGUGCGAUCGCAUCCUCGUGGCGGUGCGUAUCGGGUCUAAGGUCUCGCGCAAACGUGGACGUGUCGUCGUUGCCUCGAUAACAGUUUUAUUAUUCGGAGAAAUUACUCGUGCGUACUUCCGUACUUCCGCUCGCGCACACGACGUAAACACGCGGGCAUGGAGACUGGUGGCGCCCCGCGGACGAUGCGCGUACUACUUACGGGCCCGCCAGGUAUAGGUAAAACUACGGUGUGCAAAAGGAUCUUAUCUAUCCUGGAGAAGAAGAGCAAAAGUUUUGAUGGGUUUUACACGGAGGAGGUACGAGAUCACAGCGGCUCCAGGAUUGGUUUUGACAUCGUGCGAGUACGAGAUCCCGAAACAAGAUUGUCCUUGGCACGACUAAAGAAUUUAAUAGACGCUCGACAGGCUUCUAGACAUCAGGUAGGAAAUUACCACGUUUUCCUGGAUAACUUCGAGAAGGUGGCGCUUCCAGUAUUGGACUCAGAUACUGAUAUAUUAUUCAUUGAUGAGAUUGGCAAGAUGGAGUUAUUCAGCAAAGACUUCAAGGGGAAAGUAACGGAGAUAUUGUUGGGGUCCUCCAAGAGAGCUUUCGUGAUUGGAACUAUUCCGCAGAUGCACAAAGUACCGCGAGAGCACGUGACGCUGUUUGAGAAGUUACACGCAGAUGAGAGAAUCAAGAUUCUGAACGUGUCUCACGGAAAUCGAAACCGCUUACCGGAAGAAAUUACUCAUCUUUUAUAAACACACCUCGAUUAAUGCACUCGUAAUUUAUUGUGUCGUC
Molecule: messenger RNA, 849 nt
Organism: Camponotus floridanus (Florida carpenter ant)
Lineage: Eukaryota; Metazoa; Arthropoda; Insecta; Hymenoptera; Formicidae
Product: cancer-related nucleoside-triphosphatase homolog
Exons: 4
Coding region: 225-809 (194 amino acids)
Molecular function (GO): ATP hydrolysis activity
Source: RefSeq, a predicted model, not a curated record